CCCACCAGCCAAUUAACUUCAAAUUCUGUAUUCAGUUAUAUGAUUAUAUAUAGCAACUCUGCAUCUAUUUAGAAUAAGAGAGACCUGAGGACAGCAGAUAGACCUCAGGGAGGGGAAUCUGAAAAACUUAAGCCUUUUGGAGGAUUUGUACCUGUACUUUGUCGCUGCCCCCCCCACACACACACAAUUUUCAAAUCAAAACUACCCCCCCCAGCCAAUUAACUUUUUCCGUAUUCAAUUCCUAAAUUCUGCAUCUAUUUAGAAUACAGACACUUGAGCUUCUGUGCUGUUGGAGUGAAGGUUAAAUCAAAAGAAAGUUGAUUCAUUUUAUGUUUGUAUUGGGUGGAUUGUUCUGACUACAAUCAGAAAACAGUGUUGAAGUCCUCCUGAGUUAGCUUUGACAAGUUUGGAGAAGGUGAGUUGUGUUUAAUAGUCGUUUUCUUUUUCUAUUAUGAACAAAGGAAACGUGCCGACCUACUGCUCAGGCCAGAGGACUAAAAGCUAACUUAAAGAUGGUUCAUUUUAACAUAAAAGCUGUACUUUGAAAAGUAAAACGUAUCGCAUGAUAUUUUGCAGUUUACGAAAAUAUUUCGACAUGAAAGUCGAGGUGACCACAGCGGUGAACUUCAUCACCGGAUUAUUGAGAGGAAGAGGACUUCUGUCCGAAAAACAGCUCCAAAACUUCAGCCGCUCUCUGGUAGAGGCGUUAGGAGAGCAUUAUGAGCACCACUGGUUCCCUGAUGCACCAUUCAGAGGUUCGGGAUAUCGAUGCAUCAGAAUCAAUCGCAGGAUGGACCCGCUAAUAGGGAAGGCUGCUUACACCAGUGGUCUCAGCACGGAGCAGGUUCGCGCCCUCUUACCGAAUGAGCUAACAGUGUGGGUCGACCCCUACGAAGUGUCCUACCGGAUCGGGGAGAACGGGUCCAUAGGUGUGCUGUAGGAGUCCACACCACUGCUGCUGGAGACUCAUCUCAACUCUGAUGACCGUCUCCAGCUAAUCUCUCAGCACAUCUGGCCCACAUCUGCUUUAUAUUUUAAAUGAUGAUUUUAAUCACUGAUCUCGGUGCACAUACGGUAUAUAUCCAACUUAUUGGAUAAUAUAGUCAAUAAAUUGGAUAUAUUUUGAUUCAGUUCCUUAUU
This is a messenger RNA of Neoarius graeffei (lesser salmon catfish), 1140 nucleotides long. RefSeq names its product protein BTG1-like. Lineage: Eukaryota; Metazoa; Chordata; Actinopteri; Siluriformes; Ariidae. Gene Ontology annotation, biological process: negative regulation of cell population proliferation; negative regulation of mitotic cell cycle. The transcript is spliced from 2 exons. Gene Ontology annotation, cellular component: nucleus; cytoplasm. The coding region runs from base 563 to 940 and encodes 125 amino acids. The record is from RefSeq and is a predicted model, not a curated record.